This is a messenger RNA of Ixodes scapularis (black-legged tick), 1320 nucleotides long. RefSeq lists its product as uncharacterized. The coding region runs from base 451 to 1107 and encodes 218 amino acids. NCBI's taxonomy places the organism in Eukaryota, Metazoa, Arthropoda, Arachnida, Ixodida, Ixodidae. The record is from RefSeq and is a predicted model, not a curated record. The transcript has 13 exons.
AUUCAAUCCUUGGUCAAAAACGGUGAGCAGCCGACGUCCGAGUGGCGGCGACUUCGAUGCAUUCCCAUUGGAUGGUUUGCAUCAUAUGACCAUGCACGGAAGAGGCUUCCUGAGGCUGAGGAGUUGUCAGACCUCUACAGUGAGAUUGAACAGCCGAAGAGGCGGCGUAGGCGAGCCAGGCGCUAUAGCACGGACUCAGACUCUGAUGACAGCUACCAGUUUGCUGUAUCCUUACCACUGCCAUCGCCACCAGCAUCUGCCUCGCCGUUGCAUCCAAAGCAACGUCCUGAUCGUAACACAGAGCUACUAAACCGAUCAACUCUAUGUGGUACUCAAGACAGGAGCCACAACCAGGUCACAAAGGCCCGUCUAGAUCAGUUCAGGAGACACAAGACUGCCAGAUCAGAGUCAGCUCUUCAGUGCAGAGAUCCUCAAGCAAGUGACAGCGCCAUGCCAAGCUGUUCCACAGCAGGAAGUGAUUUCAGGGCAGGAACCCCCCAUUUUAGUGCUGCAACAGGGUUGGUGCCACUCCAAAAUGAGCCUCAGGCAACUCGUUCCGAUCAUGUCACUCCAAAUUUUUUCAAGGAGAUCUUGCCCCUACUGCACAUCAUCCAAUUCAAGCUGAAUGAACAUGCACUGAAGUUAGAGUUGCUAACCACCCUGGUCUCGAACAGCAACGACGAGAACAUUCUUGUCUCAGGCGAAUCCUUUGGGCCCUUCAAUGAACUCGCAACGUUUUUAGACUUUGAUGCUUCUGUGGCAAGCUCCGAAGAGAAAAAAAAACGGCUGAUGGUCUCCUGGGGCAAGUACGGGGGUUCUUCUGGACCUGACAUGACAAGGAGAAUUCUCGUUGGACUGCUUUCCGACGACAUCGCUGUUCAGUACAGCUUCAAGGGGGGUAAAGGCAAGCGCAAGUUUAACGAACUCGCCUGCUGGGAAAUCAUUAAAGAAACUGUUAAAGCGCAGGGUAAGCUUUCUGGUGCCACGGAUUAUGAUGUCGAACAAACAGUUAAGUCAUGGUUGGCCCAUUCAAAGGAGAGACUGGACAAAGCAGCCAAAAAUUUUGGUGUUACUUCUUCGCCAUUAGCCCAAUACAGGAGCAGGUAGCUCCAGAGAUUUUGGUGUUACUUCUUCGCCAUUAGCCCAAUACAGGAGCAGGUAGCUCCAGAGAUUUUGGUGUUACUUCUUCGCCAUUAGCCCAAUACAGGAGCAGGUCGCUCCAGAGAUUUUGGUGUUACUUCUUUGCCAUUAGCCCAAUACAGGAGCAGGUAGCUCCAGAGCGACAUCUUUGAAGAAUUUUUACGCCUAAGACGUUGUUAC